Messenger RNA from Lepisosteus oculatus (spotted gar), 3628 nucleotides. Lineage: Eukaryota; Metazoa; Chordata; Actinopteri; Semionotiformes; Lepisosteidae. The record is from RefSeq and is a predicted model, not a curated record.
CUAUGAAUAAGAUGCAAGCGUUCAGGCAUCUAAAUGCUGACUGCUGGAAUGUCAGACCCCAUUUGAGGCACACAGUGAUAAAGAUGAGUGAAUGCACAGUUCCGACUUUCGGGAUCCAUGACAUCAUCGUAUGCCCAUGGAAAGAUAGCUUCAAGAUGACUAAGAUGACUGUUCAAUAAUUUAAUCCAUAGUAUACCAUGUUGUAUUGACGUCUUUUUAUUUCUAAACAGUUGCUGAUUCCCAGUAUUUCUCAUUAUAUAGAUUCAUAAAAUGAAAAGACUAACAAUUAAAGGGAGAGGAAUGCUGAUUUUAAUACACGACACUUUAGAACACAGUUAAGAGGAUUACAUCACAACACUCAGUUCCAUUGCUAGUUGCAUAGCAACUAGCAAGAAGUAAAUGAAUAUUCUAAAUCAGUAACACAGAACUACCAGAGCAGGGCUGUGACACAUCUAAAGCAGAAUGAACAGCACAUUUAAUGAACAGGGGUAUGUUUUCUGUUUCUAGGUUCUUGAAAUUUAGGAGCAAAUAAGGAUCAGUCUUCCAAGAGAGGCAGAAAGAGAGACAGUCCUUCAGGAAGUACUGUCUGAAACACUCAUCAACAGGAAAAGAGAUGAAAGAAUCUACAACAAAGAUGGCCAGAUCCCGGGAGCACAACCCACUGCUCUGACUUCAGGGAUUGAGCUCUUCACAGUGUGUGCGUGUAUUCUCCUGCCUCAAAGAUUGCACUGAAACUGCAGCUGGACAAUGGGAAAAGGGAAGAAGUCUGCUGGGCCCAAAGGCAAGAAGAUUACCCUGAAAAUCGCCAAGAACUCCCUGAAAAUGACGAUAGACGGCAAGCGCCGCCUCGACCUCAGCAACAUGGGGAUCACCACCUUCCCCAAGUGCAUUCUCAAACUGGCCGACGUGGACGAGCUGGACCUGAGCAGGAACAUGUUAAAAAAGAUUCCAGACUACAUUGACAAGUUCCAGAACCUCCGCUGGCUGGACUUCCACAGCAACCAAAUAGAACAGCUUCCGGAAACCAUAGGGCAGCUGCAGAACCUCUUUUACUUCAACCUCUGCAACAACAGGCUGACAUCCCACACUCUCCCAGCAGAGAUCGGCCAGCUGAAGAGCCUGCGGGUCCUCAACCUUGGCAUGAACAACAUAGAGUGCCUUCCGUCAUCUAUCGCUGCGCUGAAGGAGCUACAGGAGCUAGGCCUGUUUGACAACAGCUUCACCACACUGCCAGACACAAUCUCUAAACUUCCCAAGCUCAAGAAGGUCAAUACAAAACGAAACCCUCUGACCAAACCCGGCGACGACAAGGAUGCAGACCCCAUUAAACGUGUGGAGAGCCUAUAUUUAAUCCACGAUAAUUCCCUGUGCAAGCCUUGCAUGAAAAAGUGCAAAGACGAGAGAGACAGGCUGAAUAAGCUCAGGAACUCAGCACCCUCGCAGAAGAAGACCAAUUUCUCCGGACUGGUGACUCCAAACUCCACGGCACAGGAAACACAGGCUCUAUGGAGGUGAACGGUGUUUACAGCUCUGCGAGGUCAUUCAAAGACAUGCUGCAUAUGAACCAAGGCUAUUUGUUUUACCCAAGUCUUCCUUCAAUUAAUUACUAUAAACAAAUAAAUAUGGAGAAAUAUUAUACCAAACUCACAUUUUUCUUACUUUAGUCAUCGGUAACCUGUAAUGGACAAAAUAAUAUUAAUAAUACCCUUACAAUUAUAUGGUGGUUUCCUGGAUACUCCACGCAAAGCACAUUACAGGUAAUGAGGACACCCGUCCACCACCACCACUGUGCAGCAUCACAUACUGUAUGUAGCACCUGGAUGAUGCACACAGGCUGCACACAGUCGUAAAAGGGCUUCAGCCACAGUUCUGUCCAAUUAUCUUUCUAUUGCCCAGCAGCUGCAUUGCCUGAAUAUACUGAAUAUUCCUGCACAAACAAACACAGAUGCACAUGCACACAAGUUAUGCCUCCUGAAAGGAGAGAGAAACUGGACAGCCUGCAGAAUCCCCACAGGAACACACCGAGAGCACACAGAAGACACCCCAGAUGGCAACUUGAACUGCCACACCCCCCUGCAGCCCACAACACGAUUUGACUAAACCAAAAUCAAGCGGAUUUCAUGGGAAAUCAAUUUUCAGGUCAGCUUCAGAACAGAUCUACACUUAAUGAAACACAAACCAAUCAUAACUGAAGUGGUGUCAACUGGAGGCAGAAUGAAAUGGAAUAGUACUGUAUUCCCGCAAAAGCAUUUUGGCACAAAUGAAUAUUAACAUACAGUACCAAGCGUACACAAUGUAACUUAAUUGUCUCGCCUAAAAUAAUUGGCACUGUAAGUGCUUUCUGGAUCUGCAAUUCCUGGUUUAAAUAAAGACUAUUCUGUACCUGCUGCAAUCUAAAGAACUGAUGUUAAUUGCUUUGCAAUAUAUUUAAACAGGCCACUAAAUCAAAACAAUUCACUCGCCAGUGAGCAUUCUUCAGAUAAAUGAAGGCAUGACGUUUAACCUCAGACUAGGAACAAAUUUUAGCAUUGGGCAGCAGGGGAUAACUGUUUACAUUUGUAAAGGUUAGUAAAGAGAUCAUAGUAUAAAAAUAAAACAAAUUUAAUUUAAAAAUCUCAAAGAGCUUCUAUUGGAGAAUAAACUGGUACAGCAUGUAAUUUAAAAACUGUAACUAAUUUAAAAACUGGACUUUAUGGGGAGCUUCUCUAUCAGUGGAUCUAUCAACUCUAUCAGUGGAUUAAAAUACUUAAAUUUCCUACGGAGAGUAUCUCUUUUUAAUUAAUUCCACUGACUUUUGUUACUUUUUGUUUAAAGCCUGUAUUUCACUCACAAUUCCGUUAACGAUAGCAGCUAUUUGGUAUUCACAGGAAACUCAUAUGCAUCUCCUGAGACAAAGCUAUUAUAGCUCAUAACAAAUUAUGGAUUAUGAAAUGUAAACUGAUUAAGCUCUGUAGCCAAUAAUAAGCAAAACAUUAGACACAAUCAGAUAACUGAGGUUCAAAGUGAUUAUGCCAAGCUAUGGUAAUGUCAGCCCGAGAAUCUUUUUACUUCAGUCUUGCAUAUGAUUUACAGUCGAGGUACAUUAUUUUAUUAGAUACACAUAAUGGCUCCCAAAAUUAAAAACUGAAGGAGGAGCGAGAGAAUGCGUUUUGGACAAACACUGAAAUAUUAGUUGCAGGGGGCUCACUGUACCCUUGCACACAAUUACCAAGUGGGAAUGCUAAAUUCAUUGAAUCCUAUUGCUGUGAUAAAGCAUCUGUAGAAUGCUCACUGGCUUUCAUCAGGUUGGGAGGGAAUUUUCUUGUUUUAGCAGUCAUGUAUCAGUAUCAGUAUAACGAGUCGGAUUGUGAUAAACUGUCAUGUGUCUCUGAGAUUAGGAAUGUGAAGUAAAUGUACCGCAUUGUAAAAGAGUAGAUCUUGUCCAGGAAUGGGUUCAAGACUUCUAGGAGUCCGCUGUUUCAAAUAAUUAAUGUCUCAGCCAUUGGUUUUGGUAGAAAUAGAUAAAUAAUCAAAAGACUUAAUAGCAGACUUAACUACUACCGAACACAUGGCUUGUGUGGCCUCAGAUCGGCUGUUUCUAUGAUGUCUUAUAAUUAGCUAAACUGAUACGACGCUUGGACUGUAUUGG